UGUGCCGGCAUCCUCAUGCUGGGAUGCUGCUCGGAGCCGGAGAUCGGGGAUACCCCUCCCGGUCCCUCUGCAGGCGGCGGUAGGGGAGCCCCGCUCACCGAAGGGCUUUCCCUUCCUUCCCCACAAGAAGCUCAGGGGCCCGGGGGUCCACACCCCAGAUCUGUGCAUCUGCUGCCCAAAACCUGGGGGCAGAGGGUGGCACAGGGCAGCGCAUCGUCUGCAGCAGCACUGGGCUGCCAGCUCUGAGCAGACACCGGAAAGGUUGAUCAUCUUCCCUCAAGGAAGGCAGGGAAUCCCCCCGCCAUCUGCCUCCCAACCCUGGGCACUUCGGUGGCCUCUCAGCGUGCAGCAGGAGCUCACUCUUUGUGUCUCCCAGCAGUGGGAAGCCCCUUCCGUGCUCCCCCCGUGUCCCCCAGGCAAACCGCCCAAGGACAGGCAUGCUGCUGAGCAUUCUCCACUCGGCGAGCACAGGGAUGCUCAGCGAUAGGAAUGGGGCUCUUCUGCAUGACGAGUAAAGCGGUGCCUCCCCAGUGCUGCCCAAGCUGCCCCCGGUGCUGAGGACAGGAGCUCAGCCCCACGUUUCUCCCAGCCCUGCCCCAUGGGCACCCUACUCUAAGCACACCCAGGACAAAUGGGUGCAUAGGGCUGGGCUGCAGUAGGGGCUGAAGGGUUUCCUCUGCUCCGCGUUCCCAAUGGCUCCUCUGAGACACGCCGCCGGGAAGCCGUGCUGAGAGGUGGAGGGACUCCCGCUUUGCUGAUCAUGGUCAACAAGACCUUAACCUACUGGGGUGCCGCCUUCGAGGAGGACUUGAUCAACAUCAACGUGGGAGGGCUGCGGCGGCGGCUGAGCCCCAGUGCUCUCUCCAAGUUCCCUGACACGCGCCUGGGCCGCCUGCUGUCCUGCGACUCAGAGGAGUCCAUCCUGCAGCUCUGCGACGACUACGAUGUGAGCGCACGGGAGUUCUACUUUGACCGCAACCCCGGCUUCUUCCUCUACGUGCUGCACUUCUACCAGACGGGCAAGCUGCAUGUGAUGGACGAGCUGUGUGUCUUCUCCUUCAGCCAAGAGAUUGAGUACUGGGGCAUCAAUGAGUUCUUCCUGGACUCGUGCUGCAGCUACCGCUACCAUGAGCGCAAGCUGGAGGGCCGGCACCACACCUGGGAUGAAGAGAGCGAGGUGAGCAGCGUGGACACAUCACCCGAUGAGAUCUCAGACAUCAACCACGAGCUGCUGCGCUACAGCACGCUGCGCUGCGGCACGGCGCGCAAGCGGCUCUGGCUCACUAUGGAGAACCCCGGCUACUCCAUCCCCAGCAAGCUGUUCAGCUUCGUGUCCAUCAGCGUGGUGCUGGUGUCCAUUGCCACCAUGUGCAUCCACAGCAUGCCUGAGUACCAGCGGGUGGAUGAGAGCGGUGCCGUGCUCGACGAGCCCGUCCUGCACAAACUGGAGUAUUUCUGCAUCUCCUGGUUCACUUUUGAGGUGUCCUCCCGCCUCCUGCUCUCCCCCAACCCCAAGAAGUUCUUCAAGCACCCGCUCAACCUCAUCGACAUCGUCUCGGUGCUGCCCUUCUACUUCACGCUGCUGGUGGACGUGACGGCGGGCAGCGACUCGGAGCUGGGCAACCUGGGCAAGGUGGUGCAGGUCUUCAGGCUGAUGCGCAUCUUCCGCGUGCUGAAGCUGGCGCGGCACUCCACCGGGCUGCGGUCUCUGGGGGCCACCCUAAAGCACAGCUACCGGGAGGUGGGCAUUCUGCUGCUCUACCUGGCUGUGGGGGUGUCUGUCUUCUCUGGCGUAGCCUACACUGCAGAGAAGGAGGAGGAUGUUGGCUUUGACACCAUCCCGGCAUGCUGGUGGUGGGGCACUGUCAGCAUGACCACAGUGGGGUAUGGUGAUGUGGUGCCCGUCACUGUGGCAGGGAAGCUGGCUGCCUCGGGCUGCAUCCUGGGCGGCAUCCUGGUUGUGGCACUGCCCAUCACCAUCAUCUUCAACAAGUUCUCCCACUUCUACCGCAAGCAAAAGGCACUGGAGGCUGCCGUGAGGAACAGUGAGAAGAAGAAGCCCGAGGAGAUGGAGAGCGAGCAGGACUCAGAGGCAAUGAGUGAGAGCUCCCUGGGGAGGGGCAGCCCUGACCGACGCAGUCUCACCCCUGGUGCCCUCCCUGCUCCCUGAGUCCCAUGCAAGGGACGGGGGGUCCAGGUCGGUGCAGAAUGAGCCCAGUAGGAGUGGCAGUGCCUGGCGUGGGAUCCACCCUGCAGCAGGACUGGUUGGCCAUGGCCCUCCUUGCAUUGCAUUGCAGGUGUCCCCAUCCCUGUCUGCGGGGCUCCUGCAUUCCUUCCAGAGGAGUGGCUGCUGCAGACACUGGCACCCAGCCCAUGCAGCACAGAGCCUGCCCAGGGCUGCCAGGGCACAGGGGACACUGCUGGGCACAGAGCAGCUGCCUCUGCUGUGUCUGUGUGCCCCCGACUCCUGGAGCAGGAGGAGCUGGGGCUGCAGCCUCUGUGCAGGGAGUGGGGACAGACGGACCUUGCACUGCUCCUCACCAGAUCCUGCCUGACCCCUCACAACCAGGCAGGGGGGCACCCCCACCCCACCUGGCCCCUGACCUGGCUGCACACAUCCCAGCAUCAAUUCCCUCAGCAACGUGCACCCCGCAGCCAGCUGACCAGCCAGAGCCACGCAGAUGGCUUUCAGGGCACGGCAGUGAAUGGGGAUGGCUCUGCCACAGGGACUGCUGACCUCGGGGAAGAGACGAUGGAGCUGGUGCAGACACAUCCUCUCUGCACGGGUGGGAGCAGGGUGUGGAUGCUCACGUCCAUGUCUUCCAGCACUAUCUGCUCCGGUCCAGCUCCCACUCCACUCUUACUUGAACAAAGGAAGGAGUUUCCCCUUCUCUCCAUAAAUAUUCCAGUAGCAAAAUGUACUAAAAUAGGAAGACUGAAUGACAUGUAUUAACUAAAAAAGCAUUAUGCAAAUCAUUAAAAGAGCAUGUAAAUUAAUUUUUCUAUCUAUGCAUGGGAUGCAUAUGGCAUAUUUUAUUAAAGAUGGAAGUGACCCA
This is a messenger RNA of Coturnix japonica (Japanese quail), 3056 nucleotides long. RefSeq names its product potassium voltage-gated channel modifier subfamily S member 1 (gene KCNS1). The record is from RefSeq and is a predicted model, not a curated record. Gene Ontology annotation, biological process: action potential; potassium ion transmembrane transport; protein homooligomerization. Gene Ontology annotation, cellular component: voltage-gated potassium channel complex; membrane. Lineage: Eukaryota; Metazoa; Chordata; Aves; Galliformes; Phasianidae. Gene Ontology annotation, molecular function: delayed rectifier potassium channel activity; protein binding.